Molecule: messenger RNA, 258 nt
Organism: Orycteropus afer afer
Lineage: Eukaryota; Metazoa; Chordata; Mammalia; Tubulidentata; Orycteropodidae
Source: RefSeq, a predicted model, not a curated record
AUGGGUGAUGCCAGCUGCUCCAAGCACUGCCCGGCAGCCCUGAACCUCCCAGCCUGCUGUGUGUCCAGUCCCAGCCAGGCAACCUGCUGCAUGCCUGUGACCUGCAAGCCCACUGUGUGCAUGCCCAUGAGCUGUAAGCUUGUCAUUUGCAUGCCCGUCAGCUGCAAGCUGGCCAUGUGUGUGGCCCCCUCCUGCCAAUCCUCCCAAUGCUGCCAGCCCUCCUGCCCUACCCUCAUCUGCACACCUAAACAGGAUUAA